This is a messenger RNA of Poeciliopsis prolifica (blackstripe livebearer), 1116 nucleotides long. RefSeq names its product troponin T type 2a (cardiac) (gene tnnt2a). Bases 310 to 945 code for a protein of 211 amino acids. Lineage: Eukaryota; Metazoa; Chordata; Actinopteri; Cyprinodontiformes; Poeciliidae. Gene Ontology annotation, cellular component: troponin complex. Gene Ontology annotation, biological process: sarcomere organization; regulation of muscle contraction; cardiac muscle contraction. The record is from RefSeq and is a predicted model, not a curated record. The transcript is spliced from 12 exons. Gene Ontology annotation, molecular function: tropomyosin binding; troponin I binding; troponin C binding.
CUUUUUGACUCACCAAUAGCAUCAGCAUCAGCCACUAUUCCAAGUAGAGUAGUAGCACUAUAUAUAAUUGGAUUGCUCCGUGUUUAUCUUUCUGCCUCACUGCCCGUCGAAUUUUCUCAACUUCAUUUAUCGGAAGGAGAAGGAGAAGAAGAAGAAGAAGAAGAAGAGGCCGUAGAAGGGGAGCAAGAAACAGAAGGGCAGGAGGCUGAGGAGGCCGAGGAAGACGCGGCGCAAGAGGAAGAGAAACCAGCAGAGGAGGGCGAUGAAGAACAAGAGGAGGAGGCCAAACCAAAAUUCAAGCCGUUCAUUAUGCCCAACCUCAUCCCUCCUAAGAUCCCAGAUGGGGAGAGGGUGGAUUUUGACGACAUACACCGCAAGAGGAUGGAGAAGGACCUGAUGGAGCUCCAGACUCUGAUCGAGGUUCACUUUGAAAGCAGAAAGAAGGAAGAAGAGGAGCUCAUUAGUCUCAAAGAACGAAUCGAGAAGCGGCGCUCUGAGCGCGCGGAGCAGCACAGGAUACGCAGCGAGCGAGACAAAGAGCGGCAGAAGCGGCUUGAGGACGAGAGGGCUCGCAAAGAGGAGGAAGAGGCAAAGAAACGAGCAGAAGAUGACGCGAAGAAGAAAAAAACCUUGACCAGCCUCCACUUUGGAGGCUACAUGCAGAAGCUGAACGAGAAGCGGAGCGGUAAGAGGCAGACAGAGAGAGAGAAGAAAAAGAAGAUCUUGAGCGAGAGACGCAAAUCUUUGGACAUCGACAACUUGAGUCAGGAGAAACUCAAGGAGAAGGCCAAGGAGUUAUGGGAGUGGAUGUACGAGCUGGAGGCGGAGAAGUUUGACCUGCAGUACCAAUUCACCAGGCAGAAAUACGAGAUAAAUGUGCUGAGAAACCGCGUGAGCGACCAUCAGAAAACAUCCAAGAGAACAAAGAGAGGCCUUAGGAAAUAGAUGACCUGCUAUCCAGACUAAGCACCUAAACCAAGACCUGGUAUCCUCGCCACACCCAAGCUACACCUUUCUAGUGUAUUGCAUAAUAACAUAUAUUCAGUUGAGUUUUUUUUCUGAGAUUACAUUCUGGGAGCAGUGAAUAAUGUGUAGGGGUAAAUAAAACCUUAUUUU